Messenger RNA from Oncorhynchus masou masou (cherry salmon), 3532 nucleotides. Its product is annotated as SCY1-like protein 2. Gene Ontology annotation, molecular function: ATP binding; protein kinase activity. Lineage: Eukaryota; Metazoa; Chordata; Actinopteri; Salmoniformes; Salmonidae. The transcript has 18 exons. The record is from RefSeq and is a predicted model, not a curated record. Gene Ontology annotation, biological process: protein phosphorylation. The coding region runs from base 181 to 2928 and encodes 915 amino acids.
GCCGGAAGUGACGUUUACAGUAAGUGGCAAGCUAGUUUAGCAAAGAAGUCAACCGGAAAUUUGGACUGGAAGGGAUGGAGGCUGUGUACCACAGCUGUUUUCCAAUUUAAACUACUUGGAAUCAUAAAACCACUGACAUUCCCUUCGUGACACAGGGGUCAAAGGUCAGGCUGAGUCACCAUGGAGUCCAUGCUGAACAAGCUCAAGAGCACUGUCACCAAGGUGACGGCCGACAUGACCAGCGCCGUCAUGGGCAACCCGGUGACGCGUGAAUUUGAAGUGGGCCGUCACAUUGCCAGUGGCGGGCCCGGCAUGUGCUGGAGGAUCUACAACGGAACCAAGAAGUCAACCAAACAGGAGGUGGCUGUGUUUGUGUUUGAUAAAAAGAUGGUGGAGAAGUAUCAGAAGUUUGACAAGGACCAGAUCAUUGAGUCUCUGAAGAGAGGUGUGCAGCAGCUCACCAGACUGCGUCACCCUCGUCUGCUCACUGUCCAGCACCCACUGGAGGAGUCGAGGGACUGCCUGGCGUUCUGUACAGAGCCAGUGUUUGCCAGUCUGUCCAAUGUGCUGGGUCAGUGGGACAACCUGCCCAGCCCCGUGCCCACAGACAUCAAGGACUACAAGCUGUAUGACGUGGAGACCAAGUAUGGCCUGUUGCAGAUCUCGGAGGGCUUGUCAUUCCUACACAGCGGGGUGAAGAUGGUCCAUGGGAACCUGUGUCUGGAGAACGUCAUCCUCAACAAGAGCGGAGCCUGGAAGAUCAUGGGCUUUGACUUCAGCAUCUCCUCCACCAACCCCUCCGAUGCCGAGCCCAAGUAUUCCUGUAAGGAGUGGGAGCCCAACCUGCCGCCGCUCUGCUUGCCCAACCCAGAGUAUCUGGCCCCCGAGUACAUCCUGUCGGUGAGCUGCGACGCCGCCUCGGACAUGUACUCGCUGGGCGUGGUGAUGCACGCCGUCUUCAACGAGGGCAAGCCAGUGUUCCAGGUCAACAAGCACGACAUCUUCAAGAGCUUCAGCCGACAGCUGGACCAGCUCAGCAGACUGAGCCCCACCAUGUUGAAUAAGAUUCCUGAGGAGGUGAGAGAGCACGUCAAGAUGCUGCUGAGUGUCACGCCCAACGUCCGGCCUGACGCUGACCAGAUGACCAAGAUCCCCUUCUUUGAUGACGUGGGGGCGGUGACGCUGGCCUACUUUGACUCCCUCUUCCAGAGGGACAACCUGCAGAAGUCCCAGUUCUACAAAAACCUGCCCAAGGUCUUGCCCAAGCUACCCAAGAGAGUGGUGGUGUAUCGUAUCCUCCCAGCCCUCACCUCAGAGUUUGUGAACCCAGACAUGGUGCCAUUCGUCCUGCCCAACGUGCUGCUGAUCGCCGAGGAGUGUACCAAGGACGAGUAUGUCAGACUCAUCCUGCCGGACCUCAGCCCUGUGUUCAAGCAGCAGGAGCCUGUCCAGAUCCUGCUGAUCUUCCUACAAAAGAUGGACCUGCUGCUGACCAAGACCCCACCAGAGGACAUUAAGAACAGCGUUCUGCCCAUGGUCUACAGAGCCCUGGAGGCCCCCUCCAUCCAGAUACAGGAGCUGUGUUUGAACAUAAUCCCUACCUUCGCCAACCUGAUUGAGUAUCCCUCCAUGAAGAACGCACUCAUCCCCCGCAUCAAGUCUGCCUGUCUACAGACCUCCUCACUUGCAGUGAGGGUGAACUCCCUGGUGUGUCUGGGGAAGAUUCUGGAGUACCUGGACAAAUGGUACGUCAUUGACGAGAUCCUUCCCUUCCUGCAACAGAUCCCCUCCAGAGAACCAGCCGUACUCAUGGGGGUUCUAGGGAUCUACAAGUGUACCUUCUCCCAUAAGAAACUGGGCAUCCCCAAAGAGCACCUAGCCGCCAAGAGUCUGCCUCACCUAGUCUCGCUCAGUAUAGACAACAACCUCAACCUCAAUCAGUUCAACUCCUUCAUGGCUGUGAUCAAAGACAUGCUGACUCGUAUGGAGGCAGAGCACAAGACCAAACUGGAGCAGCUACACAGCAUGCAGGAACAACAGAGGAGUAUGAAUAUUAAUACCAGUCAGACCAACCAAUCGGAAGAGACGAAGCGCACCCCCAGCCCUGGCAACCAGAUUGAUGAUGUCUUUGGAGGGAGUGCAGGGGUUAAUGGGAACACGAACGGAUCGGCAUCAGCUCCCCAACUCAACAGAAUGUCUCUGACUCUGGAGGAGAAGCAGCGGUUAGCCAAGGAGCAGGAACAGGCAGCCAAACUAAGAAACCAGCCAGCACUAGCCCCCCAGAGUAUCAAACCAGCUACUCCUUCUACCCAGGCCAAGGACCUGACCAGCUGCCUGCUGAACAAUAUGACAUCCCUGGGCAGCCUGUCCCUCACCUCUCCCCCCAGACCAGGCCUCAUCCAGGGCAGCACCAUCUCAGCCUACCCCUCCACCACACCCAUGGGCUCUAUGGCCAGCAACGGCUACAACCCAACCAUGGGCUUCCAGACAGGUGGGCAGGGCAUGCGGCCCCCUGGCCCCGGUCUCUACGGAGGGAUGGCCACCACCACCAGCACCCCUAACUUUGGCGCCCUGACCCACAACCAAGGGAGUACCAACACCCCUGACAUGUCUGCCCUGGACUCCUUAUUCACUUCCAACAAGCCCAAAGUCAGCCUCAACCAAAUGGCUCCACCCAAGCUCACCCCUGGGACCACCGCCACCCCCUGGCUUAAUCAGUUUGGUUCAGCCCAGCCCAGUCAGACUGCCCCGAUGCAGGGUGCGCCAUUAGCCAUGGGAGGGGUGACCAGCGGGUUCGGGAUGCAGGCCAACCCUUUCUUCAGCCCGCAGAACUUCUCUCAGCCCACGGCCGCUCCCGUAAUGAACGCGGGUGGUGGGCUCAGACACAGUUCGUCCGUCAACAACGACCUGAAAGACCUAUUUGGUUGAAAACAACUUUCCCCUCUUUUAAUGACGACAGACUGGUGAAAAAGGGAGGUGGACUUUUGAACUGCUAACAAGAAGAAAGAAAAAUCCACUUUUUGGACCGACUGUGAAAAUGAUGAUGAAAUUCACUUGAUAUUUGUUGCUAUUUGUAUUUUAAUCUUCUGUGGUUUGGGUUGCAGUGUGGUUCUUCUAAGCUCCCAUCGGACUGAAGACUCAACUUUUCAAUCUGCACGUGGAUUCCAAACCGUCUUGACUAGAGAGAGAGAGAGAGUAAAAGACACUUGCGUUGUGUUCUGCUCUCAGUAAUGUUUGUGGGGGUUUCAUAUCGUUUCUUACCUGAGACACUUUGAGGUGAAAGGUUUAUUCUAGAAUGCAUCUCUUCUCCAUAAUCCCUGUUCUAUGUGCUAGGAUGCAUCUCUUCUCCAUAAUCCCUGUUCUAUGUGCUAGGAUGCAUCUCUUCUCCAUAAUCCCUGUUCUAUGUGCUAGGAUGCAUCUCUUCUCCAUAAUCCCUGUUCUAUGUGCUAGGAUGCAUCUCUUCUCCAUAAUCCCUGUUCUAUGUGCUAGGAUGCAUCUCUUCUCCAUAAUCCCUGUUCUAUGUGCUAGGAUG